Molecule: messenger RNA, 4197 nt
Organism: Nelumbo nucifera (sacred lotus)
Lineage: Eukaryota; Viridiplantae; Streptophyta; Magnoliopsida; Proteales; Nelumbonaceae
Cellular component (GO): nucleus
Molecular function (GO): protein binding; zinc ion binding; histone methyltransferase activity
Source: RefSeq, a predicted model, not a curated record
GUUGGGGUGUGUGGGCGACUUUGUUAGAGUAAAAUGGGUAUUUGGAAAAGUUGAUGCAUCGGUUUAAUGUUUUUCGUCGGAAUUAGUGAUGAAAGUGAAGUUUUUGUUUAAUCUUUUAAAAAUUUAGAGAAGGAUUUUGUUAAAGAAGGAGUUUUUAUAAUUGUCACGAACUAAACUUAAGGAGAGGAUUUUGCAUUUUACCCAAAAAAAAAAGAGAAAAAUACUAAUAACGUGGCGAGUCAUGGUGUGGAGUCGCCGGAAUUUUAUGGCGUGUCAAAAUGCAGACGUUCCGAAGUAGCUAUUAUGCAAACGAUUGUUUCUCCUAUAGUCAGUCUAUAACGGAUUCUCUCGCCUUCGCAUCUCGCACUGCUGGAACCACCGGACCAUUCCUUUACUUCUCUCCUUGCGGUAACCUUCGUCGCAUCUUUCGCGUUUUCGCGGCAUCGAAGAUUCUGCCAUACGCGUACCCUUAAUAUGGUGGAGAUUGAAAUGGAGGAAGUAAAAACUGCCACAGAACCAUCCAAAAUUGGUGCUUUAGUUAAUGGUAGUAGCAGUAAUGCUGAGAUGUUGCGAAAACAUCCCUUGGAAAACGGUUUUCAUGUGCUUAACAAUUUUCCUCCCAAGUAUAAGAGGCGGAAGAUCUCAGCAAACCGAGAUUUUCCCAAAGGAUGUGGACGAUUUGUGCCUAGAAUUAUUGCCAGUUCAGGAGAAGGAAAUGCUGUUGUAAAUAUUGUCAUCAAAGACUCACAAAUUGGGGUGGACAGUUCUGCUGUUUUGGAGCGUAUGCCUGCUGAUUCGGAUUUUGCCAAAGGAUAUGGAGGAAUCACACCGGGAACUGAUGACAGUCAAACAGAAGGAGAUCCUAUUGCAGUUGUUUCUGCUGUAGACUCAAAAUCUGGGGUGGAGAGUGCUGCUGUCUUAGAACCUAGCCCUGCCAUACAUGUUGGCUUUACUGAGAAUUUUGAAGCUCCUGAUUUGUUGAAUGGUUCAGGUCAGGCAGAAGAGGGUGAACCAACACAAGGGGUAGAGCCUCUGCCAAAUGCUUUGGAUCAGCCAGAACUGUUGAACACACUAAAAAAUUCAGAACCACAAGCAACCAGUAUUUUGGAAUUGCAAUCAUCUAAGAAUUUCUCAGAUCAGACUCGACCAUCCAGUCCUGUUGUUGAAGAUAAGAAUGAGAAGUUGUUAAAGAAGUAUCCUCCUCGGAGAAGAAUCUCAGCCAAUCGAGAUUUCCCACCAGGUUGUGGGAGAAAUGCUCUGUUUGUAAGUAAGGAAAUACACUUGAGAGUCAUUUCUUCAUCCAAAGGCAAGUCUUUGGUUGAUGAAAACUCCAGCAGGGAACAAAUUGGAGAUAAAAUUCAAGGUAAAAACGAUAUCAAUAGCAAAUUGAAAGGUGAUAUUACCAAUGAAGUUAAGGGAGAAGCUCAAGAUAAAUACAAAAGGGAUGUAAACAGAGAAAUGACUGAGCAGUUUGAAGAGAAAGCACCUUCUGAGAUCAGGAAUGAUGCCAAAAAAUGCAAAGAUAAAAUUCGGGAUGGAGAUGAUCAAAACAACAAAAUGAAAGGGAAUGUAAAUAAAGAAAUUGGGAAGGCUCGAGUCAGAACAGCUUCCCAGAGUAAGUUGAAACAUGAAGAUACAAAAGAAACUAACAUGAAACCUUUGAGAGAGAGUAUGUUGAACAAGUUCUCAUCAGUCAGUAAAAAAGUUGAGAGAGGGGUUGGAGCUUUGGAAGGAAAAGAGGGUAAGGAAUCAGCAAAACAUGAUAAGGACAAAAGUCAUAAGCUAAAGCUUGUGGUGGAGUCUAAAGAUGGAAGUCGGGCUACAAGUCAAUCUCAACCGGAAGGUUCUUCUGGUUCUUAUGAUAACAGGGUUAUUGUGCAGGCUCUGAUGGCUGCGCCAAACUGUCCAUGGAGGCAGGGAAGACGGGCUUUUCAAUCUACCCCAACCACUGGUACACCCAAGAAUAAAGCAAAGAAAAGUGAAAAUGGGGAGCAGGAUAAAUCUGCUUCUGCUUCCAGGAAAAGGAAAGACAGAUCAAGAGAUUCAGAAGGAAAAUCUUCGAAGAAGAAGUUCUCACCCACACACGAGACUGCUCAUGAAGAGAUGGGCCAAAUGGUUGUCAGGGAGACUGCUUACGACGAGAUGGGUGAAAUGGUUGCCAGGGAGACUUCUUAUGAAGAGAUGGAUCAAAUGGUUCUCAGGGACAAGGAAGAUUUCCUAGAGCAUGGAGAAGAAGCUGAAAAUGUCCCCAUAGUUAAAAGAUCACAGGACUUGGAGCUGAGCUUGAUUCCCUUUGGUCCUAGUACUUCAAGUGAUAAAAGUGCCCGUAACAAAGUCAGGGAGACUCUACGUCUCUUCCAAGUGAUAUUUAGAAAGCUCUUGCAUGAAGAGGAAUCAAAGUCAAAGGAUCAAGGAAAUCCUUCCAAGCGAAUUGACCUUGCAGCUUCAGGUAUUCUCAAGGAUAAAAACAAAUGGGUUAACACUGGAAAGAUCUUGGGACCUGUCCCCGGGGUUGAAGUUGGUGAUGAGUUUCAUUACAGGGUGGAACUUGCUAUUGUUGGUCUUCAUCGACCAUUUCAAGGUGGUAUAGAUUAUAUAAAUCGAGGUGGAAAAAUCCUUGCAACAAGUAUUGUUGCUAUGGCUUCUGGUGGUUAUGCAGAUGACAUGGACAGCUCUGAUGUCUUGGUAUAUUCUGGCUCAGGAGGAAAGCCAGCAACUGGAGAUAAGCAAGCCGAAGAUCAAAAGCUUGAGCGAGGAAACCUGUCACUGAAGAAUAGCAUGGAUGCAGGAACUGUUGUAAGGGUUAUUCGUGGCUAUAAAGAAAUGAAGGCCUCUGAUUCCUUGGACACCAGGGGUAAGUUUGUUGCAACAUACACCUAUGAUGGGCUGUACAAGGUUGAAAAAUUUUGGCAGGAAAAAGGACGUUAUGGCUCUUCUGUAUUUAAAUAUCAAUUGAGAAGAAUUCCAGGUCAGCCAGAGCUUGCUUUGAAAGAAGUGAAGAAGUUGAAGGAAUUAAAAGCACGUGAUGGUCUUUGUGUGCAUGACAUUUCUUAUAGGAAAGAGAAGAUUCCAAUAUGUGCUGUGAACACCAUAGAUGAUGAGAAACCUCUUCCAUUCAAGUACAUAACCAAGAUGAUAUACCCUAACUGGUACAACCCAUCUCCUCCUAGGGGUUGUGAUUGUACAGAUGGGUGCUCAGAUUCGGAGAAGUGUUCAUGUGCAGCCAAGAAUGGAGGAGAAAUCCCUUUCAACUAUAAUGGUGCUAUUGUGGAAGUAAAACCCCUUGUUUAUGAGUGCGGUCCUUCAUGCAAGUGCCCUUCAUCUUGCCAUAACAGAGUUAGCCAACAUGGCAUCAAGUUCCAGUUAGAGAUCUUCAAAUCCGAAUCCAGGGGUUGGGGUGUCAGAUCCUUAACUUCCAUUCCAUCUGGAAGUUUUAUAUGUGAGUAUAUAGGAAAGUUGCUUGAGGAUAAGGAGACUAAGCAAAGAACCAACAAUGAUGAGUAUUUAUUUGAUAUUAGGCACAAUUAUAAUGACCACACUCUUUGGGAUCAACUCUCAACUUUGGUACCAGAUUUGCAAACAAGUCCUAGUAAAGUUGUGGAGGAUGUGGGCUUCACCAUUGAUGCAGCACAAUAUGGGAAUGUAGGGAGAUUCAUCAACCGUAGUUGCUCACCUAACCUUCAUGCACAAAAUGUCCUUUAUGAUCAUGAUGACAAGAGAAUGCCUCACAUAAUGCUCUUUGCUGCUGAGAAUAUUCCUCCCUUACAAGAGUUGACAUACCAUUACAAUUAUAUGAUAGACAAGAUUCAUGAUUCUAAUGGAAACAUUAAGAAGAAAAAUUGCUACUGUGGUUCGCAUUGCACUUGGAGGAUCUACUGAGGCUGAUUUUAUCCUUGCUGAUCUUUCACUGUAUUUGAUGCAACUAAUUUGGAGGCAUUGAAGUGUAUAUUAAUAGGCCAAGCCUGUGAAUCCUCACUAGGAUUAGCCUUGCAAGCAGUUUAUUCCAAGAAGCCCAGUCUAGGGGGGAAAGAGUGGGGAAGCUAGUGUGGUAUUCUUAUUUCAAGACACUUUACAAUUCUUUCUUUGUAUAAUUUGUUAUACUACUUAAGGUUUCUUACCCAAGAAGUAUCUAAUGCUCCCUAUAAAGAGUAUGUACUUUUGCUAAACAAUGUAGGAUUACCAGUUCUUGCUUUGUCA